CUUUAUAUGAACUCUUCACCUGAAUGAAUGGAGCUCUGAAUCAAAAAGAGCACAGCUUUCCUUUCCAACUCCAACCUAUCUACCUCAUCUCGAGACACGAAAUUACAACCCAGAUUGUCCUUCCAAGAAAGCUCAGGAGGAAUGAAGAGCAGUGUUGUAUUCGUAGCUGCUUGGUUGCUGUUUUGUUCUGUAUCAGUAGUUACAGCAGUCGAUCUCAAUUUGUCAAAUCCAUCUCCGCAGUUCCCAGGAGGACAAGAUCAUGCAACCCCAGAUCUGAAUGGCAGAGAGUCAAAACGGCCGCAAUGUUGUGAAGUGGUGUCUUCAUCAAGUAAAGCAUCAGGAACAGGGGGGCUAAAGGGAGGGAAUGGAGGUGCUUCCGACAUUGCUCACAGAGCUCCCCCUGCACCUCACAAAAACUACUCCACUCGUUUAUCAUCAUCCCACUUCUACACCCUGAUCUCCCUCUUCUCUCUUGCACUCACUCUCUACCUUCCACUUUGAUUUCUUCGUAUGGGGCCGAUUCCUGCAGCCAGUUGUGACCUUCGGCAUGUGCUGAUUCUGUAAGGUCUCCAUCCAACUCGUUUGUUUGUGCUCAAUCCGGUGUGGCGACAUUUUGCUUUACUUGGGGUGAAAGUUGCGUGUUAUUUUUGGGCCCUCCUCUAUUCUGCUCUUGUUACUGUCUAGUUCUCUGAGUGAGCAAAGUUUGGUCAUGUCUUCGAACUUGGGAAAACAAGCAAAUUCAGUUGGGUUGUCUACACUCUUCUUCAAACGCUGAAGUCGGAUGUGAGAAAAUUCAUCAGAUAGAGAUAAGAUUGUAGCAUGUUGUGUGUGUACGCAUGUGUAAUACCGCCUUUCAAGUAGACUGGCAAGACUUGUAGUAGUUGUAUAAAUUCGAGGUGUCGGAC
This is a messenger RNA of Linum tenue, 905 nucleotides long. The record is from the annotation of a GenBank genome assembly. NCBI's taxonomy places the organism in Eukaryota, Viridiplantae, Streptophyta, Magnoliopsida, Malpighiales, Linaceae.